Molecule: messenger RNA, 1254 nt
Organism: Penicillium soppii
Lineage: Eukaryota; Fungi; Ascomycota; Eurotiomycetes; Eurotiales; Aspergillaceae
Exons: 1
Coding region: 1-1254 (417 amino acids)
Source: RefSeq, a predicted model, not a curated record
AUGGAGUGCAUCAACGCACGGGUGUCAUUCUCGCAAUGGCGUCUUCGUGCGUUUCGACAAUUACUCGUAACUUCGCAGCCUUUGACUACCCAGGUAGUCAAACGAAGCAUCUCGACCUCGCAACAAAUCCUUCAGUCUAACGAAGCUGCAUCAAAAGAACAGACAGAUACAUCAAGACUUGACUCCGUCCCUCCAUCUCAACGGCUUCCACAAUCCCCCCUGAUUGCAUACUCGCGCCCUAGGGCCGAGAAGAACCGCAAAAGGCGCCCUACGUCAGAAGAGACGUCCGAGCUGAGCAAGAAUCCAUGGGCAAGUGCACUAGCAUCCCCGAUACGCAUGUGUAGCAUAACCGGCGCAAGACUUCCAUCCGACCUCUUAGGCACUUGGGGCCUUGUGCGACAGCCAGAGACCGACAUGCUCUGCAUGAUGCCCGUGGGUCUAAUGCAAGACUCGCUGCAGAGCAGCGAAUCUCAAGGCCCAAGUUCAAAUAAGCCGGCCCCCGCAAACGAGGACCUAAGUCAAUCUCCGGAAGCAGGACUUCAGGACAAAGCUAUGGACGAAGCGUUUGCUGGUGAAUUUCUCCCAGCCGCCCGAAACAAGCACACCGGACGGCAGCUCGUGCUUCGCAUUACUGAACUUCUUCCGCUCAUUCGGUGUAUCACAGAGCCUCUUUCAAAAAAGAGCGCGAAGAAGCCGCCGGUUGCGCGGCUGUUGCCGUUCCGUUGGAAACACCCCCAAGGGCCUGUGACGACGAGCGAAGAGAAGAAACUCCUUUGGCUAGGGAACACCCCGGAAAUUCUACUGCAAGGCAUGCGAAGGGAUGUCUGCAAGAAGUUGGGUGCUGCUCUUGCGAAAUACAAGCGUGUUGGUACCCCAAACGGGGUUUGGAAAGCUCUUGAUUUGCCAGAGUACUCAGAUGCGGGGCUCGCGGACGGUUUGGGGCAAUUGGAAAUGUUUGACCGCAUCCAAUCAGGUGGUGUAUUGCUGCUUGGCUCGGAUUCUCCUGUGGGUGGCUCUCAAGCAAAUAUCUCUUUGGACUCGGUCACUCUUUCACAAACUGGAUCGAAUGUUCCUGUCUUCGAUUUGUCGGCUCUUCUUUCUGUAUCUGAUUUGCACGCCCUCCGCGAAGCCCAUGAGCAGUUUAAACACAGCGCUCUAUUUUUCAGGCCCGACGAUAAGAUGGGUAUUGAUGCGAUGGUAUCUCUCUGGAAGAUCAAGCGCCUUCUCGGUGAUACUGAUCUGCCAGGGCAAUAA